This is a messenger RNA of Bufo gargarizans (Asiatic toad), 3732 nucleotides long. RefSeq names its product nucleolar protein 10 (gene NOL10). The transcript is spliced from 21 exons. Gene Ontology annotation, cellular component: nucleus; 90S preribosome; nucleolus. NCBI's taxonomy places the organism in Eukaryota, Metazoa, Chordata, Amphibia, Anura, Bufonidae. Gene Ontology annotation, biological process: maturation of SSU-rRNA from tricistronic rRNA transcript (SSU-rRNA, 5.8S rRNA, LSU-rRNA). Gene Ontology annotation, molecular function: protein binding. The record is from RefSeq and is a predicted model, not a curated record. Bases 139 to 2202 code for a protein of 687 amino acids.
CCACAAGAUGGCGCCGCCAACCAAUCCCUGGCUCUCCUUCCUGCUUCCUCUCCAUGUGGCCUUGUGAGUAUCCGGCUCCUCAGCAGGCAGCCCCUUUACCCGGUGAUGUGGUGUCGGUAGUCCCCGUCCGCUACAGCCAUGCAGGUGUCCAAUGUGAACGACGUGAAGAUCUAUAACCUGAGCUGCGGGAAGUCCCUGCCCGAGUGGCUUUCUGACCGUAAGAAGAGGGCUCUGCAGAAGAAGGAUGUUGAUGUUCGGCGGAGGAUCGAGCUCAUCCAGGACUUUGACAUGCCCACGGUAUGCACCAACAUCCGGGUCUCCAGAGACGGCCAGUACAUUAUGGCAACUGGAACCUACAAGCCCCGGGUCCGCUGUUAUGACACUUACCAGCUGUCUCUGAAGUUUGAGAGGUGUUUGGAUUCUGAUGUGGUUAAAUUUGACAUCUUAUCAGAAGACUAUUCAAAGGUUAUCUUCCUCCAUAGUGACAGAUACGUAGAGUUCCAUUCACAGCACGGCUUCUACUACAAGCUAAGGAUACCAAAGUUUGGUCGAGACUUCUCCUACCACUACCCAUCCUGCGACGUGUAUUUUGUUGGAGCUAGUUCUGAAGUUUACCGGUUAAAUUUAGAGCAAGGCCGCUUCCUGAAUUGCCUUCAGACUGAAGCCUCACAAAUUAAUGUUUGUGACAUUAAUCCUGCACACCAUUUGUUCGCUGCGGGCACAUUCGAGGGUAAAGUGGAAUGCUGGGACCCCCGGAUAAGGAAUCGUGUGGGGGUACUGGACUGUGCCAUGGGCAGCGUAACAGAGGAUACAGAAAUUGAGGGUUUACCAUCCGUGUCAGCCUUGAAGUUUAAUGGACCUUUGCACAUGGCUGUGGGGACUUCAACCGGACAGGUUCUGGUGUAUGAUCUCCGCUCCAACCGGCCACUGAUUGUGAAAGACCACCAGUACGGGCUCCCCAUCAAAUCCAUACAGUUCCAUGAUCCUUUAGAGCUUAUUAUAUCUUCUGACUCCAGAAUCAUUAAGAUGUGGAAUAAGGAUAAUGGUAAAGUUUUUACCUCAGUUGAACCCGAGGCGGAUGUGAAUGAUGUUUGCCUUUAUCCUAAUUCGGGAAUGCUGUUCACUGCUAACGAAACCCCUAAAAUGAAUGUCUAUUAUAUUCCGGCACUGGGUCCUGCUCCCAGGUGGUGCUCAUUCUUGGACAACCUGACUGAGGAGUUGGAAGAAAAUCCUGAAAGCACAGUCUAUGACGACUACAAGUUUGUCACCAAGAAUGAUCUGGAUGAACUUGGGCUGUCCCAUCUCAUUGGAUCACCCAUGCUCCGGGCUUACAUGCAUGGCUAUUUUAUUGAUAUACGGCUGUACCAUAAGGUGAAAGCGAUGGUCAAUCCAUUUGCCUAUGAAGAAUACAGGAGGGAGAAGAUAAGGCAAAAGAUUGAGGAGACCCGAGCUCAGCGCGUUCAGAUUAAGAAACUACCAAAGGUGAACAAGGAGCUUGCACUCAAACUGCUUGAAGAGGAAGAUGGGGAGCGUCCCUUACAGAAGAAAAAGCAAAAGAAAAUGCCCAAUCUUCUCUCUGACGACCGAUUUAAAGUCAUGUUUGAGAAUCCUGACUACCAGGUGGAUGAACGGACUGAGGAGUUCAGGCUGCUCAACCCAUUGGUGUCUAAAGUCGUUGAGAAGAGAAAGAAGAAGUUAAAGGCGAUGGAGAUGCUGCAGACCAACGAGAAGGAGGAAGAGGAAGAGCCAGAAGGAAAACCAAGUGAUGCAGAGAGCUCAGAGUCUUCCGAUGAUGAAAAGGGAUGGGUCGAAGAGGUCAGGAAACAGCGCAAACUCUUACGCCAAGAGGAAAGGUCCAAGAGGCAGGAAAGGGAGAAGGAGGACCAUCAGACGUCCCUCAAACCUCAGUUCUAUGAGAUAAAAGCUGGGGAGGAGUUCCGAAGUUUCCAGGAUGCUGCCAAAAAGCAAAAGAUGAUGAGGAAAACUCUUGAAGAUCGGUUGAAGGUAGAGGAGAAACUCGGAACACUUAACGUAUCUGACACAGCUGUGGGCAGCAAACAGUUAACGUUCCAGCUGAAGAAGUCUGAACAACAUAAGAAGCGACAAGAAGCUGAGAAACAACACAGAGACGAGAGGAAGAAGCUGCGCCGCUCUGCGGGACACUUAAGGAGCAAACCUGCCAAGGGGAGGCCAUUUUAUUAAGAGACUUGAGCUCCUCUGACACAUUAUGAGACUGCCAUCAGAACUUUUAGAACGGAACGCUAUGAUGCGUGUGGGACUUUGGACAAGUGCGUUUCCUUCGUGACAUCGGUCCAUGUCUCCAGCUGUGUGAGGCAGAUAUUUGCCGUGUGUCCUUGACACCAGUGAUGAAGCUGUGUACUUUGCCAAUGCUGAUAAAUAACGCUUCAUUUAUUUUUUAUUUACAUUUUUUUCACUGUUGUAAGCAGUAUGUCUAAACAGUUAUUUUCAGCUCCAACAUAUUCAUUACUUAAUACACAAUUAUACUGCUAGGUGUUUUGUAUCACUAGAUAGGUAAUCAGUGUCUGAUCGGUGGGGGUCUGACACCCGGGUUUGAGAAGGCACUGGUGGUGCAGUAGCACCGGGACCUUCUUGUAGCUUUGCCUAGGCCAUGGGACCUCACGUUUAUUGGUCACAUGGUCCUAGACGAGGUCAUCUGCGAUACCAAGCACAGCCGCUAUCCAGUGGACAGCGCUGUGCUUGGUGAGCUGAGAGCCACAUCGUUACUGCAAGCACCGGUGCCUUCUCAAACAGCUGAUCGGCAGAGGUUCUGGGUGUAGGACCCCCACCAAUCAGAUACUGAUGAUCUAUCCAGAGGACAGGUCGUCGGUUAAAUAAUUUUGGAAAACCCCCAAUUCAAUUUGGAAAUAUAACUUGAGACCAUAUCUCAAGCCACUCUGCGCACCCUUGCUCCUCCCCUUUCUCUGCUAGCCCCUCCCUCUCUUUGAUUGGCAAGACGAAUCUCCAUACAGUAUUAUUCUGAAGUUUUGAACAAAGAGACUUCAGAUUAAGCAUCCGAAGCUCGCUUUGCUCAACUUUAAUGACUAUGUACCUGGGCCUGCCAAUCAAGAAGGAUAGGGAGGGGUUGGCAGAGGAAGCAAGACUGCACAGAGGGGCUCAGGCCUGCCCUCAGGGCACGUAACGUCUCAUUUGCAUAUGGAUUAGAAGUACUUUUUCUCCAGAAUGAAGCAACGGAUCACUAAGCGACAGGUAUCAUUACAUGUAGCUGAGCUAGCACUACAAGGCUCUGCAUCUGGUUUUACAGUGAAUUUCCUAGUGACGCACUCCAUUUAAAUACACAGACCAGGGAAUAGCAACCUCCAGCGUUCCAGCUCUUUUCCGUAGAUGGAAUAGUUUCUGCGUUCAAAGCUGCGCAUACCUGACAUUUCUCUUCCCUCUGCUUAUGAGACACUUGUUUUUGCCAGCAUAGCACGCUCUCAUUAGUGAUGUGUCUAUAUUUGAACAACCCCAAAAGGUUAGCAGUCUCUGGCGUUUAAGUCUAUGGUGUACUGUGCAGUUUUAUUUCUAUGUUUUAGACUGUAGUGCCUUCCAGGAGCUCUAUAUAUAUAUCAUCCAAGUCUUUAUAUGCAGAGCCUUUGGAGCUCUAGCUGCUGAUUCAGCAUGCAAUGGGUCUGCUCAGAAUUUUUAACUUUUAAAGGGGUUCUGCGGUUUGUUUUAUAGAUCAUCAGCAUAAUAAAAAUUAUGGUGCCCUUU